Molecule: messenger RNA, 1422 nt
Organism: Botrytis fragariae
Lineage: Eukaryota; Fungi; Ascomycota; Leotiomycetes; Helotiales; Sclerotiniaceae
Product: putative fad- protein
Exons: 5
Coding region: 1-1422 (473 amino acids)
Molecular function (GO): FAD binding
Source: RefSeq, a predicted model, not a curated record
AUGUUAUCCAUUUCCAGACGUUUCUCCCUUAUAGUCACUCGAACUCUUCUUUUCUUCCAUGUCUCGGCAGUUUUGGCAGUUUCAACAACUGGCAACAGUUCAAUUCAAUGUAGUACUCUAGAACGCCUUCUUCCAAAGCAAGUGUCAUACCCCUCUAGCACUACCUAUAUCAGCUCGGUUCUAUCCUACUAUUUCGUCCAAGAACCGCUAUCAAAUAUCUACAAAAAGCAACCUGAUGCUACGUUGCUUUCCAUCCGGAGUGGUGGCCAUUCUCCGAUCGCCGGUGCAGCCAACGAUAAUGGUGGGGUGACAAUCGACCUGACGCUUAUGGAUACCCUCAGUCUGAACCGUGAUGGCUCAAUGGUCUCUGUGGGAGCCGGUUCUAUCUGGAGCAAAAUAUAUAUUCAAUUGGAACAAAGGAACUUGACUGUCCUUGGAGGUCGUGUAGCUGGAAUUGGGGUAGGAGGUUUAUUGAUAGGAGGCGGAGUUUCAUUCUUAUCCCCUCAGUAUGGUUGGGCUUGCGACGGAAUACUGGGCAUGGAAGUGGUUCUUGCCGAUGGCUCGGUAGUUUAUGCAUCGUCACAAAGUCAUUCCGGCCUCUUCACUGCUCUUCAAGGAGGCUCGAAUAACUUUGGGGUAGUGACUAGAUUUGACUUGAAGACUUUUGCACAAAGGGAACUGCUCGGUGGAUUUAUUUUCUACAAUUCAUCUACAGUUCCGCAACUGCUCAAGGCCUUCAAUGACUUUAUGAGCCCUGUCAACUUUGACCCCCAUGCCUCAAUCAUUCAGGCUUUCGGCUACCAGCAAGGUCUUCAAGCCGUUUCUAUGGGCAUGGAAUACACUUUACCAAUUGCGAAUACGACACCGAAAGUGCUUCAGCCGUUCCUGGAGAUCGACAACCAGCUAGGUAGUACCAUGCGCGUUUCCAACAUGUUGAAUUUCGUAACAGAGGAAGCGGAUUUUCAGCCUUUGAAUACUCGAGGAAUCUAUGUAACCACAACUUUCAGUCCGAACCUCCCUAUCUUGACCUCAAUCUAUGAUCUCUGGAAUGCAACUACUCCAAGCAUCAGCGCAAUUCCAUCGAUAGGCUACAGUUUAAUAUAUCAACGGCUCCCAGCAACUGUCCCGGGCAAUGUUAAUUCUUUUAAUCUCCCCUCAUCCGCAGAGAAUCUGUCGGAUGAUGAAACGGUGAAUUCAGUGACAACGGCGCUCAUGAGUGCAAUUGAAGAGAAGACAAAAGAAGCAGGUGUUUACAAUUCUUUCAAGUAUUUGAAUUAUGCAGCCAGUUGGCAGAAUCCUUUGGGCUCGUAUGGAGAUAAAGGAAAAGAGAAUUUGUUGAGUGUGAAGAAGACUUAUGAUCCGCAAGGCCUGUUUCAAAAAGGGGUUCCUGGUGGGUUCAAGCUGAAAGGACUUGAUCAGUAG